Molecule: messenger RNA, 1224 nt
Organism: Cuscuta epithymum
Lineage: Eukaryota; Viridiplantae; Streptophyta; Magnoliopsida; Solanales; Convolvulaceae
Source: the annotation of a GenBank genome assembly
AUGAUCUUUUGCUCCAAUUAAUAAAUGGAAUGAAAUGAAUGGAAUGAGCUGAGUUGGUUGGAGAUGGCGCAGGCGGUAUCAUAUGCAGCAGCACUGAUUUUGGCAUGCUUUACCUCUUUUGUUUCGCCUGAUGCUCAAGGAGUUGCACUGUCUGCGUUGAAGGCGUCACUAAAUGCAUCGAGCAGUGAGCUUACAGAUUGGUAUGAGAGUGAAGUGAAUCCGUGCACUUGGUCCAAAAUCACAUGCGAUGCUACUAACAAUGUCAUCAUGGUGUCACUGCCAAAUAUGGGAUUUUCUGGCACUUUAUCUCCCUCAAUAGGAGUUUUGAAGAAGCUCAACGCAUUAUUAUUAAAAGGAAAUGGCAUAACGGGUAGUAUUCCUGAAGAAAUUGGAAAUUUGUCAAGCUUGACUACUUUGGACCUCCAGAACAACAAACUCUCUGGAGCGAUACCAACUUCCCUUGCCAAUCUCAAGAAACUCCAAUUCUUGUAUUUGAAUCAGAACAAUCUGACAGGCAAAAUCCCUGAAUCUCUUUCAAGCCUUCCUAGCUUAAUUAACUUGCAACUGGAUACAAAUGGCCUUACAGGUCAAAUACCUGCACAACUAUUUCAAGUCCCAAAAUUCAAUGAUAGUGAUUUGGCUAGAGAUGUUGAUGAUUGUAAAAGUACUACCGGAUUUGUCUUUCUUAUGGGUAAUACGGCUUUUACUUGGAGUUCAAAGAAGCAACCUAUCGUGACCCUUUCCACAUGUGAAGCCGAGUAUGUUGCCGCCAACUCUUGUGUUUGUCAUGCUAUAUGGCUCCGGAAUUUAUUCAAAGAAAUAGGUAUGACACAAAAGGAAGCUAUGAAGAUAUUUGUGGAUAAUAAGUCCACAAUAGCAUUGGGAAAGAAUCCGGUAUUUUAUGACAUGAGCAAGCACAUUGAUACCCGCUAUCACUACAUUCGGGAAUGCAUUGAAAGAAAAGAGGUUGAAGUAAGGUAUGUAAGGUCCCAUGAUCAAAUUGCCGACAUUUUCACGAAGCCGCUCAAGCACAAAGAUUUUCGAAUGUUGAGAACCAUGCUCGGAGUUACAAAACAAGUUUAAGGGGGGAUGUUGAAAAUUAAACUUGUUUUUAUAUUUUGGGCCUAUUUAAAAUUUAUUUUAGUUGUUGUAGGGAAGGCCCAAGUAGUAGAAAAGUGUAGACGGAAUGAAUUCUAGAACUUCUCUAGAAAGUGUGGUCUCUAG